Messenger RNA from Diutina rugosa, 1575 nucleotides. RefSeq names its product cytochrome P450. Gene Ontology annotation, molecular function: iron ion binding; oxidoreductase activity, acting on paired donors, with incorporation or reduction of molecular oxygen, reduced flavin or flavoprotein as one donor, and incorporation of one atom of oxygen; heme binding. Lineage: Eukaryota; Fungi; Ascomycota; Pichiomycetes; Serinales; Debaryomycetaceae. The transcript has a single exon. Bases 1 to 1575 code for a protein of 524 amino acids. The record is from RefSeq and is a predicted model, not a curated record.
AUGGAGUCGCCAGAUUCAAUCGUCAUCGACUACUCGGAGUACGCUUUCAAGUGGUACGUGAUCCUCACCGUGGCCACCGUCGCCUACUUUGCCGUGCAACAAGUCUACAGCCGCCGGCUCCAGCGUAAGUUGCGGGCGACGGCGCCCACGGUGCGGUUGCUGGACGGGUGGUUCGGCUUCCGCAACCUCUACGCGAUGGUGGUGGAGAAACGGGUGUACCAGAUGGUGUUCUGGUUGCAGCAGCAGGUGGGGUCCGUCGACGGCGUCGGCACCGUCGAGACGUGGUUGGCGGGGAACCCCGUGAUCAUCACCAAGGACCCCGAGAACUUUAAGGCGCUUUUCGCCACCCAGUUUGACGACUUUGGCCUCGCCGGCCGCUACGCCGGGUUCAAGCCGUUUUUGGGCGAGCUGGUGUUCACGAUGGACGGGCCCAAGUGGAAACACUUGCGGGCGUUGCUUCGCCCCCAGUUUACCAAGGAACAAGUGGGCCACGUCCAGGCGCUCGAGCCCCACAUCCAGACGUUGGUGGCGCUUAUCCGCGAGACCGAGGGCGAGCCGUUUGAGGCGAUGAACUACUUUAUGAAGUUCACCCAGGACACCGCCACCGAGUUCUUAUUUGGCGAGCUGUUUUUCUCGCAGCUUGACGGGCGCCCCGGGGGGAAACCCGACCUGUUUAAACAGCAGCGGAUGCGGUUCAACGACCUGGUGCUCACGGCGAUGAAGUUCUCGACGUUGCGGGUGGUGUUGUCGAAAGUGGCGUGGCUCGUCACCCCGCGCCGCUACCGCGACGCCUGUGAUGAAAUCAAACGGUUUACCGAUAUCCACGUCGCUCGCGCCCUCGCCUAUAGCGACGACGACCUCGACCAGUUGACCCAACACAGCUACACCAUUUUGUAUGAGUUUGCCAAAGUGACGAAGGACGCCGUCGUCAUCCGCGACCAGCUCCUCUCGAUGCUUUUGGCCGGGCGAGACACCACGAUGAGCACCCUCCUGUUCCUCUGGUACGAGAUCACCCGCAACCCCCAGGUGUACGCCCGCCUCCGCGACGAUAUCGCCGCCCAUUUCGGCGUCGGCGACGACGCCCGCGUCGACGAAAUCACCUUCGAACUGCUCAAGCGGUGCGAGUACCUCAAGGCGGUGAUCAACGAGACGAUGCGGAUGUGGCCGGUGGUGCCCACCAACACCCGCGAGGCGACCCGCGACACGACGUUGCCUCGCGGGGGCGGCGUCGACGGCCAGCUGGCGAUGGUGGUGCGCAAGCACCAGGGGAUCGUCAUCCUGGUGUACCUGACCCACCACGACCCGGCGGUGUUUGGCCCUGAUCCCGACAGCUUCCGCCCCGAGCGGUGGUUCGACCCCGACACCCGCAAGUUGGCGUGGGCGUUUGUCCCGUUCGGCGGCGGCCCCCGCGUGUGCUUGGGCCAGCAGUUUGCCGUGACCGAGGUCGCCUACGUCACCACCCGCCUCGUCCAGGAGUUUGCCCACGUCGCCAACGCCGACACCAAGUACCCCCCGGACGUCGAGGCGCACAUGGGGAUGGUGUUGAAGGACAAGUGCCGGCUCCGGAUGUGGUGA